AUGGCAAAAAAAAAGACACUCAAACAACAAGAUUUCCAAAAGAAGAAACUAAAGGUUGGCAAGCCCAGACAGCAGGCCAGCAAUGUGACAGACACAUCGUUUUCUGCACGUAUGAUAUCACUGCCGAACCAGACGAGACUGAAAACUGCAGGAGGUAACGAGAAUGGUGCAGCAGCCGCUGGAAAACUCGAGAAUGACGUUAUCAAACGUUUGUCGCUGUGCAAACAUCACAGUGCAAUUACCAGGAAAGAAACGUUGGUACAUUUCAAGACUUUAAUUCCCAAAGUUAUUCGCACCAAAUGUAUUACUCCAAUGCUAAACAGUUGCCUUCCGAUGAUAUGCGAUGAGGAUGCCCAGGUUAGAGCUGCAUUGCUAGAACUUUUCGAGGAGUUGGGCCAGCAUGACCAAAAUGUACUUCGUUUACACAGCAGAGCGCUUGUGUUAUUCAUAAACAGCAGCAUGACGCAUAUAGUACCGGCAAUCCAACGAGACUCGGGCAAAUUUUUGAGAUGCGUUUUGCGCUACUGUGGAGAUGAGCUGGUCCGAAAUUCAUGGGCCAAAUUACUAAAGGGACUGUUUGGCGUUCUUGGAUGGUCUGUAGAGACUUCCAAAAACGCCAAAAAAAGUGUAAGCAUAGGUGUCAAAACGUCAAGCGUGGUCAGCAUGAACAGCGCAAAGGCCAAAAAAGCGCAGCAAUCCAACAUCGAGACUUUGCUCGAGUUCGUCAAGUGCGGGUGCAUAGAACAAACUUCCGAUGAUGGUCACGAGGGUGUUGCUGCCCAUUCUGCAUACGGCAAGUACCUCAUACCCGCUGCCCCUCAACCUUUUCAACAUUUGAAGCUGUUUGUGCGGGAGCUUAAGAAGAACCAAACGGGCAGCGGUUCGAAAUUAGAGGAGGUUUUGAACGUCACUCUUCAAGAUUUCGCUGCUCGACGCGAGGUGCUUCUGGCAUAUUUCUACGAUCCCAUGGUGCUUAACGCAUCUGGCAUUAUCGUCGGCGGAGGCGAAUGCGGUAGGGCUGCUAGCGUUCUGAAGGACACUCUUGAGGGCAUAAAGCAGCUGCAAGAAGCUCAGCAAGGAGCAUGA
Messenger RNA from Lachancea lanzarotensis, 1086 nucleotides. RefSeq names its product LALA0S05e03686g1_1 (gene IPI1). The coding region runs from base 1 to 1086 and encodes 361 amino acids. The transcript has a single exon. Lineage: Eukaryota; Fungi; Ascomycota; Saccharomycetes; Saccharomycetales; Saccharomycetaceae. Gene Ontology annotation, biological process: rRNA processing. The record is from RefSeq and is a predicted model, not a curated record. Gene Ontology annotation, cellular component: nucleus.